AUGUCUCUUCUAAAGAAGCUUAAUGUCCCUGAGGACUCGCCCUUCAGAAAUGCCGACCUCAUUCCUCUUUUAUUCCCUCCAGCCCCAACUUCAACUCUAGCUCAAUCUGACAGUGACUCUGAAUCUGAGGAGGAGAUUUUAGUGAGGAAGCCAAAAGAUGUUGCUGGGGUCAAGUCUGCCACUCAGAGCAGUGUGGCAUUGCAGCCAGCACCUAAUGUGAGUCCUUUUGGAGCUUUACCUGCAAUGCCUCCGCUGUCAAUUGGUCGCCCUGGAUCGAUACCCUCGAUACAGUAUGGAAUUUCUAGCAUACCUGUACGUCUUACACUUCUGAAUCUUUAUUACUGGAUUCAACAGAAUGCUUUUUGUGAGGAUGUGCUUGAUAAGCCAGCUGCUCCUGUCAGAAUGCCGUAUUUGCUGACAUCUCGGCACUUGUCUCAAAGUCGGGUUAGGUACCAUUUUUUCAGAAAUGACGAAGAAAUGACUACUACACCCAAGACAGAUGCUCUGUUUGUUUCGAGGGAGAAUCCAAGAGCUACAGCUACGUCGAACACAGAGAAAAGGUUUUCCCUGGUUUCUUCAUGUAAAAUCUCUGCAAAGGUGUUUGCACCUGCUUUGUUAAAUGGUUCCAUAUGUCAGGAUGAAGAUGAUCGUUUAGCUGAAAAUAGCUCUAACAAGGAGGGUUCUAGUUCUCUCAACUCCAAUUACAAGCCUAAUGGUGCACAUAAUUAUAAUGUCUCCCAUAAAGGAUCCUCCUUGCAUAUUAAAACCACAAGGUGCAAAGCUAGUGAGGCUACAAUCCUGAAAGAACAUGUGGCUAAUGUUGAACCAUUAAUGCCACAACUUGCAUGCUCUGAGUACCACACAAAACCUCAAAUUCUGGAGUUGGCAGUGAAGGGAAGGGCUGAGCCCGGAUUCUGCUCUCAUGUGAAGGAUUUCGUGGUUGGACGUCACGGCUAUGGCAACAUCAAGUUUUUGGGAGAGACAGAUGUUAGAAAGUUUGAUCUUGAUUCGCUUGUACAGUUUAAUACCUGUGAAGUGGUUAUCUAUAUGGAUGAGAAAAAGAAACCCCCGGUGGGGCAAGGUCUCAACAAGGCUGCAGAGGUCACCCUUUAUAAUGGCAAAUGUAUCGACAAGAAGACGGGGAAAGAGCACAUAAAUGGACCGAACGUUGAUAAGUACAGAGGGAUGCUAAUCAAGAAGGCAACAAAACAAGGUGCCGAGUUUGUGUCUUAUGACCCUGUAGAAGAGGAGUGGAAAUUCUGGGUCAAGCACUUCAGCCAAUACAAAUUUUGA
Molecule: messenger RNA, 1293 nt
Organism: Camellia sinensis
Lineage: Eukaryota; Viridiplantae; Streptophyta; Magnoliopsida; Ericales; Theaceae
Source: RefSeq, a predicted model, not a curated record